AGUGGUGAAGUUUCCCCCUUCAGUUUAAUUGAGUAACUUGACUUACAAUUAGCAACAUCAAAUUACAUCAUACUAAUCAAUCCUACAGCACAAAUUCUCCAUAUCAUCAUCAUCAUAUGAUCAUCAAAUGGCCAGAAACUGCCUGCAAGCGGCGGAGCUAACCACCAGCGGCCGCCCAGUCCUCCUUCCAACGGAGAUCGAAUGCUCACUCCUCUCCACUGUAGACCUCGAAUGCGAAGACCUCCCCAACUUCCCUCACCUCAAAUCGGGUCUCCUCAUUCUCACCACCCACCGCCUCUUAUGGCUUCCCGAGUCCACCGCCGCCUCUUCAGCCUCCGCCAUCCCUCUCGCCGCCAUCACCCACAUCUUCUCCGCCAAAAAGUCAAUCAAGUCCAUGUUCGCCUCACCCCGGCUCCGAUUCCAGCUCUCGGUCUCGCCCGAAGGCUGGGUUUCGGAUUCGGGUUCUGGUUCAAGGUCCGUGGUGGUGACGGUCGUGGUCAGGGGGAAGGGCGAUUUGGACGCCUUUUUGAACAAGUUUUGGGACAGCUGGCGGGGAAGGGCCUGGGAGAUUGUGCAUGAGCAGGCCGGCUCGGAUGUUGCUUCGGGUUCCGGGUCGAGCUCUGGGAUGUAUACGAGGGAAGGGGCGGUGAGGAUGGUUGGAGUGUCAGGGAUUCUAAGGAAGGAGCAGGAGAUGUGGGAGAGUACUGAUAAGAGCUUGCAAGACGCUUUCCAGGACUUGAAUGCUCUCAUGAGUAAGGCUAAAGAGAUGGUGAUGCUAGCAGAGAAAAUGAGGCAGAAACUUUUAUCUGGCUCGACUUCUCAGCCCAGUGCGGAAAAUGAUGAAGAAUUGGGUUCCAAACAAGAGAUGCAAGAUUGGUUGCUGAGUGUUGGUAUUAUAUCGCCUGUUACCAAGGAGUCUGCUGGUGCUAUGUAUCACCAACAAUUGUCCCGUCAGUUAGCAGAUUUUGUCAGACUUCCACUUGAGAGAUCUGGGGGAAUGAUGAAUCUUAUAGACAUCUACUGUCUCUUCAAUCGUGCUCGAGGCACAGAAUUGAUCUCGCCAGAAGAUUUGCUGCAAGCAUGUUCUCUCUGGGAGAAGUUUGACGUCCCUGUAAUGCUUCGAAAGUUUGAUAGUGGAGUCAUGGUCAUCCAGAAUAAGUCCCAUAGUGAUGAAGAGGUGAUCUUAUUAUCUCUCUGUAAGCUGUUUCAUGUUGAUAAGAUUCUACAGUUGUGUGGGUUGAAACAUAUUUCAUUUCUGGUGGAAAUGAUUUUGAUUCCCAAAUCGUCAGAAUGAUUCCUGGACAGGAAUGAGAUUCCUUAUUUUAUGCGGGGCCUAUAUUAUAUGGCUCCCAUGUUUCUCUUGAU
Molecule: messenger RNA, 1365 nt
Organism: Prunus avium (sweet cherry)
Lineage: Eukaryota; Viridiplantae; Streptophyta; Magnoliopsida; Rosales; Rosaceae
Source: RefSeq, a predicted model, not a curated record